AGAAGUCUGAACUGCUGGGGGUGGUUUCUUGUUUGUGGUUUCAAUUGUUUUUAUUUAAGAGGAAAAAACGCUUCCAGGCGUUCGGAUCAGGGGGUGAGGAGAGGAAAGGCUUUCUGUAUUGCAAGGGCCGCUCAGCCGGAGAGAUGAACGUGGGCACGGCACACAGCGAAGUGAACCCCAACACCCGGGUCAUGAAUAGCCGCGGCAUCUGGCUCUCGUAUGUCUUGGGCAUCGGCCUGCUGCACGUUGUUCUCCUCAGCAUCCCUUUCUUCAGCGUCCCUGUGGUCUGGACACUCACCAACAUCAUCCACAACAUGAGCAUGUACAUUUUCUUGCAUACCGUCAAGGGAACGCCGUUUGAAACUCCUGACCAGGGGAAAGCCCGGCUGCUCACUCACUGGGAGCAAAUGGACUAUGGCGUGCAAUUCACUGCUUCCCGCAAGUUCCUGACCAUCACACCGAUUGUGCUUUAUUUCCUCACCAGCUUCUACACCAAAUAUGACCGGAUGCAUUUCAUCAUCAACACAAUCUCCUUGAUGAGCGUCUUGAUCCCUAAGCUCCCCCAGCUGCACGGCGUCCGCAUCUUUGGGAUCAACAAGUACUGAGCUCGGUGGAGGUUUUGUCAGUGAGCGCUGGGAGAUCAGGAUGAGGACCCUGUUUUCCUUAGUCUGCCUCUUUGGGAGAUACAGUUCCACAACAGCUCUUUUCAAAUGGGCACAUCUUGUACAGGAUCCCAAGACAGGACACAACUCGACCAGCUGCAGUGAUGCUUGGAUCCUGGAGAGAGUUUAGCUUACAGAGAGACCAGGGAAGCUAAAAUAUAUUUAUUUUUCCUCUCAAGAAAAAUAACGAUGCAGAUAAUGCAGAGAUUUUAAAAGGUACUCGUAGCCCAUUCUCUGGGUAUGCAAGACAUCCAGCCCAGAAAGAUGAAGGGAUAUAGAAAGGUAGCAACCUGUCACAAGCUGACGUUUAGGAUUUCUGGCAAAUGCACUUUAACUGAAAAAUGUCCGUUUGGGGAAUUUCUACUUGCUCAUUGAAAGGGCUAUAUCAGAAAUUUUUAAGAUGUGCAUCCGGAACAGGGAUAGAUGGAUUUGCCAUGAUUUGGAAACCUUUGUUGGUAAUUUAGAGAGAUCUUUAAUUAAUUGAUAGGCAAGUGGGAGAGAAUCUCAAUACUUCUGCAGGGUCAGGAGCUUCUUUCCCACAAAAAUGCCUUCGCUGUUCUGAAUCAUUUUUGGAAAAAAAUCUUUGCUAUAUAAUCAGGCUUUUUAGUGAUUGUAGGUUCGAUGGAGUUGGGGUACCCUAUCAGAGAUGUGCUUAGGUACUGAUCAAAACAGAAGUAGGAGAAAAAUGAGGACGUAUCUGUCAUGCGUGUGGAUGUGCAGAAAUGGCACAGUGGAUUGACAGUUACAUAUACGGCAAUGUGGUCUUGGCUGGAGAGCCAGUGGCUGAAUGAUCAGCCUCUCGAAAAAUGAAUGACUUUCUAUUGACACUACACACCAGCAGCAGUGGGGAAGAUGAGGGUUGCAGUCAAGGAACCCAGGACCCGGGUUCAAAUCCUCCCCCUGGAAACCAAACAUCAGAAAAAUCAAUUGUUGGGUUGAUUCAUCACUGUUCAAGGAAAGCUAUCUUCUUGUUGCUAUUUGUGAUGUGAAAUUAAGAAGGUGUGUUUGUUUGCUUGAUGUCCAUCACCCAUAUGGUCCAAAAGAACUGAACGUGCUUUGCAUAAAUCUGCCAGUGCAUCAGAAUAAAGCUAGUCUUUCUCUCCAGAAUCUAGUACUUUAGUAGGUUACUGUAUUCCUGAUUGGAAGGAGCUGCUGCCUUCCAUUUUCCUGUCCAUACAGCAGUAGGGAACAGCAGAACGAGGGGGAGGAGAGCUAAUGUCUGCUUUAGCCCCUUGUGGGUUGAUUACCUUCCUUCUGCAAUUUUCAUUGGGGAUGUAGAGGGAGAGAAGAAGGCAAAACCAAAAAACCCUCAUAACCUUUGCAGUUGUUAUGACAUUUUUCACCAAUGACAUUUACCACCAACUGCAGUUUUUAAUAAAGACUGCAUUUUUUAGAAAUGUCUUCAUCAAGAAAGAUGUUUGUUUUCUGAUCAUGUUAAGGAUGCAGACUGGUAAGAAAAAUGUGAAAAGAGCAGCCGUGAGCAAAAAGGGGAACAAAUUGCUGCUUUAGAAAGGAAAGAUUUGUAGCAGAAUUAAAGGAAGUUAGAAUAUCUUCUUGUAUGUAUUUGCCAGAGCACUUAAAAUAAGAGAGUUGGUGCUAUCUUGACCUCCAUCUUCUACCAUGGCAAUAGGAUGCCACCUAAACAUUUGAUUCUGGUACCAAGAAAGCAGAAAUGCAUUUCUAGUCUUGAAUCUGAGCGCGUUCGGUAGUGGUCAGAAGGUAGCAGUGGCAUUUGAAAGCAUCCUCUCUGCUUUUAUCAUUUAAUGUUGCUUUUUGAUGUUUUCUUGCUCUCUGUCAAACGUAUGUUCUGGUGGCCAUUGCAACACGUAGAACAUGUGAAAAAGGAAACAUGGUGAUCUCUGUGUCAGAAGAAUGGCACCAUAAAAGUAUUAAUUGGUUAGCUGUUUCAUAAAAGGAUUAACUGUUUCAUAAAAGAUGCUAUUCAAUUCAUCUGCUGUCAACACCUCCCACUGUGUCCGCUCCCAGUAAGCUUUCUCUUUCUAUGGAUUUUGCUUUAAAAAAUUUAGCACCACCAUAAAUUGGUGUUGAUUUUACCACAUUGGCCUUCAGUAACUGGUCAAAUUGAUUUGGUCAAAUAAUUUGCAGCUUCAUAAUAGCUUGAUGAAGUCUUGGGGGGAGGGGGUCAGCAUAGCAGAUAAGGAAUGGAAUUACCUUUUCUUCUAAAAAUCUAAAUUCCUAUAUGACCACCUAAUCACCAGUCUUCAUAAUGAAUGCCGUUUUGUUUGUUUUUCUUCAGUUUUGUACAAAUCAGCCUAAUUCAGAUCUCUUUAGCACCCUUCUUUUUAAAAAAAAACGGGGGGGGUGCACAAAAUGGAGCAAGUAUUUGGUUGUUCCUAACUUUGGCGCAGUUGCUAAAUAUAUUAAUUAAAAGCCAUUCUGAAAACAUAAAGGACAGCUAACCAACUAAUAAGGGACAGUAUGUACUAUAAACAGACUACGAUCCACAGAUCUUCAGAGAGAGCACUACAUCUAGACAACAAGGAAAUAUGUUAAAAAUUGAAACAAAGCGCUACUGGGAGACAGCUACAGCCUAGCUAACUGAUUGCUGUUCAGCCUCCCAUAUAUUUUGGCAAUACUUUAUAGCUCUGUUGUGAGGAUUUGGGGCUUGAAAAAGAAAGCUGGACAUCAAAGACAAACUGGAUUCCAAACCUCUGCCUUUGUAAUAGGCAGGGAAUAAAAUCCUUCUGGGUUGAGAGGGCCCGGUAUACGUAUGGCUGACUUGAAUAAAAGCUGGGUUUGUAUUCCUUUCUAAAGUAUUUUAAAGAAGAGAUACUUGCUUCUAAGUAUUCAAGAAAGUGAAGAAACAGAAUUAAAAAUAUACAAAGAAGGGCAAAUGAGAAGGGCAUCCUGAAGUCUUUUGGAUUUAAAAGGAAGCCAGCCAGAUAUAAAGGUGUUAAUUAAUUUGAUGGGGAGGGGAGAAUUUGCUGGUACAGGAUCUGUUGCUUUAAUGAUGUGCAGUGCACAUUUUGAUUUCCACAUUAGAGGUUCCUUUCUUUUAUUUGACUACUGAAGACUGAAAGUGGCUGAGAUAUUACAGGUGGAAUGCUGGCACCAUUUCCCAGGAUUCAGUUGAGUUCAACCAGGUUCUGCAAUCCAAAAAUCAAUUUUUUGCGGCAUGUUUUACAAAUGCAGAUAGAGAGAAAUGAAAGAACACACAAUUUCAGCAUCAAAUGUUGCUUUGAGAGCAAAGCAAAACUUGACCUGGAGGACUUAAUGUGAACAUUUUUGAGAAUGCAGAGGCUAUACUUGCUGAUUGGUUUUGAUUGAUAGCCUAAAGGGCUUGUAUAUAGGUUAGCAUUAUUCCAAGAGAGGCUACAGGAGCUUCUGUGCAAGUCCCUUCCCCUAACCCUUCCACUCAUCUUUAUGGGCACGGUAAGAAACUUUAUGGCUUCUGUGCCGUCUUGUAUAGCAGGACUGCCCACAUCAGCUACAACCACCAUUUUAGAGCUUUAGAACAGGGAGGAUCAACACUGUCCUCUGCUGAACUAGAAACCUCUCAGUGUGCAAACUCUGAGGAGGUGGAGUGAUUGCUGUUCAGCAUCAAGUCCCUGUGCAAUCUGGAGGUAGAAAGAGAGCUUAUGUAUGAAGAAAUGCUUAGACGAAAGGAAUCUGGUGAGUUUGGCGGACAGCUGCUCAGGAUUGGUUGUCUGGUAUCAGCUGAUUCCCAGGAACAGGCAGAUUUCAGGCUGUGGGGCCGGUGUUCUGUCUCAUACUGUCUGGAGUUCCCUCUCCGGAUCAGCAUUGGGCGGCUCAGUGAAUUGAUCAUUGCCUGAUCUGCAAUUCUCCUUCCUGACCUCAGAAAGUUAAAAAAAACAAAGAGAACCGAGUUGAAUGUGUGGAUUACACGACGGUCCACUUAAAGACAAAUUUAAAAGUAAGGAGCUGGUUUCCAUGGGUUUGUAACAAUGAGUACCCCUGGGCUGUGGAUGCUAGGUCCUUCUAUCAAAUUGGAAGGGUUCAUCCAGCAGGCAAAGGAGGCUAUUAUAGGCUCUAUCCCAUUCCCAUGUGCAUGAUUGCAAAGAGAACAGGGACCGAUAGCUCAUGGUCAGAAGUGCAGGUAGCACAGUAGAAACAUGAAACUGUAGAAAUAAAUGGAUGAACCAGGCAGCUCUUUUCAUUGUAGGCAACCCCAAGCAGCGAGCCGUGCUAACUAUAUCAGCACAUAAGCUUUUUAGCUUUGAUGGACACAUUCUGCAUUGACCGACUGACUGGUGGGAUAUAGGUUUUGCAUUAGGCUGCGUAGUCUGCUGGGGUUUAAAACAAUGCAGUUGUUUUAAAGGUAUGAUACUAAGCUGUUGAAGGAGGGUGAGAUAGCCGUAUUACUGUCAAAUCUCAUUAUAUGCCACGUUUCUAAGUUGUUCCUUAAUUGUAGUAAAUUGUGUUAAUUUACCAUGGUCUGUGAAUUAUGCUUAUUUUCAGAUUGUGUGUGGAUGUCAUUUUCAAUGAGUUUAACUCGCUUUACAUACUUGUGUUGGACAUAGAAUUUCAGUUGUAUUGGGUAUGUGGCAGUCUCCCCCCUGCCUCUUCAGGGUCCUGAUUUUUGCUCUUUACUUUGUUGUGUAUACAAUAGAAAGAAACCUUUCCUUUGGAGAACUUUCUAAGACAAAAGUGUGAAUAUUAUUUUUAUGAGUCCUUUGUACAUUAUUCCAAGAUAAACUAAUUAAAAAAUCCUCAAUAUAA
This is a messenger RNA of Eublepharis macularius, 5363 nucleotides long. RefSeq names its product ORMDL sphingolipid biosynthesis regulator 3 (gene ORMDL3). Gene Ontology annotation, biological process: intracellular sphingolipid homeostasis; negative regulation of ceramide biosynthetic process; ceramide metabolic process. Lineage: Eukaryota; Metazoa; Chordata; Lepidosauria; Squamata; Eublepharidae. Gene Ontology annotation, cellular component: endoplasmic reticulum membrane. The record is from RefSeq and is a predicted model, not a curated record. Bases 144 to 605 code for a protein of 153 amino acids. The transcript is spliced from 4 exons.